GUAAAAUUGAUAAGGGAAGGUCGCCCUCUGAGCCCUGCUGUUUGUUGUCGAACAGGAAAACAAAAAAAUCGCAGAGAAUUAGGGUUAGAGAGAUCUAAGGGUUUUUAAGGCGAGAAUGAAUGAGGUUGCGAUCUUGGUUCCAAAGUUUGGGGAUGAGUUGCCGCAGCGUAAACGGAAAUCGGAGAGCUUAUCCUACGCGGCCCCGAUAAGAAAUUUCCAUAAGGUUGAGUACGAUUCUUGCGAUGACGAGGACGAUGAGGACGAUUAUAUUGCCUCUAUGGUCGAGAAGGAAUACAAUCGACAAUUUCUAGAGUCUGACGGUUUCGAUGUUGAUCGCUUUAAUCUUCGGUAUGGUGGAUUAUAUCCCUACAUAUUGAGAGAUGCGUAUGACUAUCCAUACGACAUGGGUCUUUUGGGUAGAGUGGGACUUCACUGUUUCAAUCUUGAGAAGGGAACCAACCUCAGAUUGAUUGGUAUAAACAAACACAACGAUGAUAUGCUUGGUAGAUUGUGCCUGUACUACAUAACGUUGGAGGCCACGGAUACAUCCAACUCUCUUUGCAAUUUUCAGACUUGUGUUUGCCAAGAUUAUUCUCCCAAAGAGUCAUCCUUUAUGGUGCAGACCGAAAUUUCCAGACUGAAAGUUCCUGCUGGCCCUCGGACUACUUUAAUUGGGCCUCAGAGGAGAUGGAAAGAUGAUGCAGUAGAUGAUUCUUACAAAGGUAAAAUGCCGACCUGGUUGACGGACCAAGACCUGGCUAGCAAUAAGGGGCAAUUUUAUGAGUUGCAAGAAUCAGACUGGCAAGGAAUUGAGUGGCUUCAUAUGUACGCUGAGUUUGCUUUUUACUCCAAAAGCAUUACAUAUACGACUGACUUGAGGCCUUUUCUACCACUUGAGAUAAAGAAGAUAUUUGUACAAACUCUGGAAAACAGAGAAGCGUCACCACAUAUGAUAGACAAGGCCACCAACGCCAUCUUCUACAUAAGUUUCAAGGGAAAUGGUGAUCCGACUGGUACACCUAUGGAGUACCAAGCUAUUGUAAGGAGAACCAUGGAUGGGAUGCCGGGACACAUUUGCCUAGAGUUUGACUGCUUGGCCUACAAGUCCAGUUGAAUGUCCCUCCUAAAUUUAUGUAACUAGGUUUGAACCCAGCGGGACAAACUUUUUUAUACUGUAUUUUGAGUUAUAAUGUCAUUUACCUAAGUUUUAAAAUUCUUAUUUAUGACUAAACUAUCAAUUAAACCA
This is a messenger RNA of Camelina sativa (false flax), 1246 nucleotides long. Its product is annotated as UPF0725 protein At4g28920. The record is from RefSeq and is a predicted model, not a curated record. Lineage: Eukaryota; Viridiplantae; Streptophyta; Magnoliopsida; Brassicales; Brassicaceae.